This is a messenger RNA of Ctenocephalides felis (cat flea), 1171 nucleotides long. RefSeq names its product ribosome biogenesis protein TSR3 homolog. The transcript has a single exon. The record is from RefSeq and is a predicted model, not a curated record. Bases 273 to 1082 code for a protein of 269 amino acids. NCBI's taxonomy places the organism in Eukaryota, Metazoa, Arthropoda, Insecta, Siphonaptera, Pulicidae. Gene Ontology annotation, molecular function: rRNA small subunit aminocarboxypropyltransferase activity. Gene Ontology annotation, biological process: maturation of SSU-rRNA.
UAUCAGCCACAUCCACCAAAAUCCUCAGCUAGAAAAUAAUAUGCUAACUGUAUGCCUUCAUGUGUCAUGUGUUUGUAAAUACAUAAGUUGCAUAUGACAUUUCAAUAAGUCUUUUACUAAUUGAAAUAUUUGUUAAUCUAUAUUAUUUUGUCAUUUUAUACAGUCGUAAAUAUCAAUAAUAAAAGUGAGUAUAAAGUGAUAGAUCUAUAAUGCUACAUCGUAUACGUAUAUUUAUAAAAGUUUACUGUAAAUAAUUUUAUAACAAAUACGUCAUGAAUCGUCGCAGGGACAAUAGAAAAAAUAAUUCCCAAAAAACCAAAUUUGGACACCGAUACUAUAAACAUGAUUCUGAAGAUUCCAGUAGCAAAUUAGUCGAAAAAGCUGCUGAUCUAACAAUUUCAAGUAGCUCAGAAAACGAAUCUAGUUGUAAUGAAUCUCAUGAAUCCCAGACUGACAGCACCAAAAGUUCAGACUCUGAAGAUGAUCUGGGCGUUCCACCAAAAUUCAAGGUAGCCAUGUGGGACCUCAAUCAGUGUGACCCAAAAAAAUGUUCAGGACGAAAAUUAGCCAGACACGGCUUGAUAGAUACUUUAAAAUUGGGUCAGAGAUUUCCAGGAUUAGUAUUAACUCCUGUCGGCACAAAUUGUGUGAGUCCUCAAGACGCUGAGAUUAUUUCUGUUUCUGGUUUGGCCGUUGUUGAUUGUUCAUGGGCUGAAGUUGAUUCAAUACCUUUUCAUAAAAUGAAGACUCCAUAUCCAAGAUUACUGCCUUAUUUAGUAGCUGCAAAUCCUAUAAAUUAUGGAAAACCAUGUCAACUAAGUUGUGUGGAAGCUAUAGCGGCUGCAAUGUAUAUUACUGGAAAAUUUGAUGAAGCCAAGUGGUAUUUGAGUAAAUUUUCUUGGGGACAGUCCUUUUUAGUAUUGAACCAAGAAUUGUUAGAUACUUAUGCUAGUUGUAAGAGUAGUAAUGAGAUAAUUGAAAAGCAAAAUGAUUAUCUGAAAAAAGAGCAGGAAGCUCAUGAACAAGCACGUAAUGCGAAACCUGAUUGGCCUCCAAGCUCAACGAGUUCAGAUUCAGAGUGAAUAGAACUUAUUUAUAUACAUUUGUAUAUUUUUGAUAAAAAUGUGAAUAUAACAUACAAACACAUCCACACACAUAUAAAAUAGUAGCU